Messenger RNA from Entamoeba dispar SAW760, 339 nucleotides. RefSeq lists its product as uncharacterized. The record is from RefSeq and is a predicted model, not a curated record. The transcript has a single exon. The coding region runs from base 1 to 339 and encodes 112 amino acids. Lineage: Eukaryota; Evosea; Mastigamoebida; Endamoebidae.
AUGAACAACAUGCAUAACUCCCAAUCAAAUUCUAACAUCAACAUUAAUGAGCUUAAAAGAAGGUAUUGUCAAUACAAACCCCAAAUGAGAAGAGUUGCUGACGAGUUUAAUUACUCCAUGAAUUCAAAAAGAAGAAUAGAUAGUUCAUUAUUUUCGUGGAAACACCAACCAACAGAUAGAAAUGGUGAAGAAGUUAAUGAUUCGUAUGAGAAUGAAUCUAAUGAAAAGGCAUUAAUAUUAUAUGAAGACCCAUUAAAAAUAAUAAAUGAUACAUUCAUGACGAAACAAAAUAAUUGCUCUGUUCCAAUGAAUACUGAAAUUUUUAUGGAAUUAUGUUAA